AUGACAGCCAAAAUAAAAAGUGAUAAUCUACUUAUCAAAUGUCAAGCCAAAAUUGAAGAAAUAGAUGAAGAGGACAUGACCCGUGGAGAGUUAGAGGAUAUAAUUGUGGAAACGAAAGCCAUUAUAAAAUCAAUUUUAGCGAAGAACAAAACCUCGUUUGCCGAAACCUCAUUUGUAGCGCCUCACAGCUCAAGACUCCCAAAAAUGAAUUUGCCAAAGUUUAAAGGGCAAUAUUCGGAGUUCAAAAAUUUCAUGAGCUUGUUCGAGAGCCUAGUUCACAAUGAUCCCACGAUCCCAGAUAUUGAGAAAUUCAACCAUUUAGUUAAUUGUCUGUCUGGGGAAGCUUUGGGAACAGUAAAGGCCUUCCAAAUGUCGGAUGAAAACUAUCCGAAGGCCUUGGUAAGUCUUAAAAAGGUAUAUGAUAAUAAAUGUUUAAUAUUUUUCGAUACAAUAUCAAAAUUGUUUGAGCUGCCAAAUAUUCCAAAGCCAUCGGCGCUUGCAUUACGCACGAUGACCGAUACAGUGUCGGCUGUUUAUGACUCAUUGCUGUCCUUGGGUUAUGAUGAAAAUUGA
Molecule: messenger RNA, 573 nt
Organism: Rhagoletis pomonella (apple maggot)
Lineage: Eukaryota; Metazoa; Arthropoda; Insecta; Diptera; Tephritidae
Exons: 1
Coding region: 1-573 (190 amino acids)
Source: RefSeq, a predicted model, not a curated record